Messenger RNA from Physella acuta, 1477 nucleotides. Its product is annotated as CX3C chemokine receptor 1-like. Gene Ontology annotation, cellular component: plasma membrane. Gene Ontology annotation, biological process: G protein-coupled receptor signaling pathway. Gene Ontology annotation, molecular function: G protein-coupled receptor activity. NCBI's taxonomy places the organism in Eukaryota, Metazoa, Mollusca, Gastropoda, Physidae. The record is from RefSeq and is a predicted model, not a curated record.
UAAAUAGUGUUUAUGGUUUGCAAUCUAGAUAAAUGUUUAUGGUUUGCUAACAAAGUUAAUAAAGCUCUUGCAUUGUAAUAAUUACAACAACUAGACAAAGUUCAAAUCUUAAAGGCCUGAUGUGUGAAGGAAACCUACCUUUAUCAAACACACACCUGAGCAGGUGAGGUGUCUAAGGUCAAGGUCGGACCUAAGAUGGAGUUUGUAGCUGGUCAGAGCUCGCAUGAGAAUAACACGGCGGUGCUGGCGGAAGUGGAGAGGAUCACGAGCAUCACAAACGAUAUCGUGUUGCUGUCGUACUCGAUGAUGUUGACUGUUGGUGUCCCAGGCAACAUCCUGACCGUGAUCGUCCUCUCCAAGAAAAAGAUGCGAGACACGGUCUUCUCCGUCUACCUCAUCAGCAUGUGCGGCCUCAACAUCAUCCUGCUGGUCACCAUGUUCUCUUUCACCGUCACCCGCAUCGUGCACCCUAACCUGCUGACACAGCAUCAAAAGCUCUGUGUUGUGAUGAAGUUCUUCUACGUCUACUUCAUGAUGCUGUCUAGCUGGUAUGUCGUCAUCAUCACCGCCUGUAGAUUUUUCUACCUGGUCCAGAGAACGAAGCAACUAACGACAUGCAACCCUCUCGUGGUCCUCAUCAUAACAACCCUCGCACUCGCUGCUGUAACUAUUCCGUUAAUAGUGGAUGGUAUAGUGUUCAUCUCGCAUUCAGGGGAGGAAGUGGAGUGUUACCUACAACAUACGACCUACCAUGUCAAAGUUUUAGCAGGCCUUCAGCUUUUAAUACCUGCCCUGCUGUUGUUUUUUCUCAAUGGGGGGCUACUCUACCUGCAUUUUAGGACUCAUUCGGGGCUAAUGAGCACGGAGCAGUCCUCUAAAAUUAGACAACAGCUCGUCGUGUUGGUGGUUUUGUCCAACAUCCAGUUCUUGGUGACGUCAACGCCCAUCUUGGUCCUCUACACCAACAUGACCAAAUGGUUCGACAUCGACAGCGCUUUAGGAGAAGCUCGCUCGAAAUUCUGGUUGAACAUCACGUUGGUGAUCCUCUAUAGUAACAACGCCACGAAUUUCUUCAUCUAUUGUUUCUUUGGCAAGAGAUUCAGGGCUGAGCUAGUGCGGACGGUCAGGAGGUGGUUUGGGCUGUUCAUUGAUUUGGAUAGUUAUGAUAGUGAAAUGGAAACACGGUUGGGAAAAGAAUCCGGCAAGGCGCAAGAAAACGUGACAUCGGUCCCUCCAGUCAGUGUCGCCGAGGACACCAAGUCCCAGACCGUGACGGAGAAGAACACGUUGUUCACGACGGAGAUGAAGUCUGAGAUGACGUUGAUGAAGAGACCCAGUAGACAGAGCGCCGUAGAUCCAGAGAGCCGGUUCUAUGCUGAGAGUUUUGUCUCGUCUUCAGAAGCCAUCGACUGAUGUGAAACUCUGGGGAGGAGGUGUGAUUGGAGUACGGUGACGAAUGCAGUUGUUGAUAGACGAA